AUGACAAAUUUCGGGAGCACCCAAAUCCAGUCUGUCAUGCUGUUUGGACAAAGAAGACUGCUCCCGUCAUGCUACUCUGGCAGCACAUUGCAUAGAACCCCUAAACAGGCUUACAAUCGGCCUCAUUUGCCUGUCCCCCAAUACAGGCCUUCGGUGCCCUGCAUUUUAUGCAUCACAAGUUUUUCGAUUUUGUCGAUUUCGAUCCUGACACACCCAUAA
Amoebophrya sp. A120 is the source of this 219-nucleotide messenger RNA. Lineage: Eukaryota; Dinophyceae; Syndiniales; Amoebophryaceae. The record is from the annotation of a GenBank genome assembly.